Molecule: messenger RNA, 1874 nt
Organism: Eufriesea mexicana
Lineage: Eukaryota; Metazoa; Arthropoda; Insecta; Hymenoptera; Apidae
Product: asparagine synthetase domain-containing protein 1
Exons: 6
Coding region: 63-1835 (590 amino acids)
Molecular function (GO): asparagine synthase (glutamine-hydrolyzing) activity
Source: RefSeq, a predicted model, not a curated record
UUUAUAAAUUAUUUAUUUGUAAUAUAAUUAUAAAUUAAAGUUAUAUUUAUAUUGAUGAAGCAAUGUGUGGAAUAUUUUGUUGCGUUUCACAAAAUCACAAAAGUAGUAUAAAAAUUUCACAUGAGUGGGAAGUUUGCAAAAAUUUAGUAAGUGCUCGUGGCCCUGAUGGAAUACAAGAGAAAUUUGAAAAUUUAACUCCAAAUUGGUUUGGACAUUUUGUUGCUUCUGUAUUAUGGAUGCAAGGUUCUAAUUUGAGUGAACAACCUCUCAUAGAUUCUAAUGGUAAUAUUCUUCUUUGGAAUGGAGAUAUUUUUUCUGGAAAGUUGGCUCAAGAUAAUAUGUGUGAUACUAAUGUGCUAUUGAAUGCUUUGCAGUCAUCUUCAAAUAUACUAACAGUAUUUCAAGAAAUCCAAGGCCCAUAUAGCUUUAUAUAUUUUCAAAAAUCUAGUAGUCUUCUAUAUUUUGGGAGAGAUAUUAUAGGGAGACACAGUCUACUUAUAAAAAUAAAUACUGAUAAAAAUGUUUUAACUUUAACAUCAGUUGCCAGUAAAGAAAUAAAUAAAAUCAUAGAAAUUCCAGCAGUUGGAAUUUUUGUUAUGAAUUUAGCUAAUUUGAGAGUAAAUCUUGCAUGCUAUCCAUGGAAAGAGCUAGAUUUACAAUUUACAGAUAUUAUUGAGACAUUAGAAACACAUUUGGGGGUGGACAUUGAUAUUAAACAAACUAUAUUAAAACCAGCUACAUCAAUUUUUUUACAUUUACAUCCUAGUGUUAAAGAUAUAGAAUAUUUAGAGAGUAGUUCUUAUUUAGAGAAUUCAUGUAAAGUAUUAGAGUAUUUGUUAGAAAAUAAAGAUAUCCAUGAAAGAGUAGAUCAUUUAUUACAGCUUCUUUACAAAGCUGUAGAAGUUAGAAUAAUAAAACAGCCAAAAUUCUGUAAAACAUGUAUUAAAUUAGUAUUAAACAAAGAAAAUGUAGAAUGCAAUCAUUCGAAAAUAGGUAUAUUAUUUUCUGGAGGCUUAGAUUCUGCUAUUUUAACAUUAAUCGCCGACAAAUAUGUAUCGCAACAUGAACCUAUCGACUUGAUCAAUGUUGCAUUUGAAAAAUCAAUUAACACAUCUAAGAAAUCCAAUGCACAUAAUGCAAAACGAGAUAUGGAGGACAAGUAUGAUGUUCCUGAUAGGAAAACUGGAAAGCAAACUUUUAUAGAACUUUCGAAGAUUUGCCAGAGACGAAAAUGGAAUUUUAUUGAAGUAAAUGUUAGUCAGACGGAAUUACAGAAAUAUCGUUCUUCACGAAUUUGUAAUUUACUAUAUCCAUUAUGUACUGUAUUAGAUGAAAGCUUAGGUUGUGCUGUGUGGUUUGCAAGUCGUGCGAAAGGUACAAUUCAUUCGAAUCCAAAUACAUAUGAAUCUUCGUGUAGAGUACUUCUCUUAGGCAUGGGGGCAGAUGAGCUGUUUGGUGGAUAUAUGAGACAUAGGACGAUAUUAAAACAUAAAGGGUGGGACGCAUUAAUGCAAGAAUUAAAUAUUGAAUUAGAUAGAAUAUCAGAAAGAAAUUUAGGCCGCGAUGAUCGUAUUGUAUCAGAUCAUGGAAGGCAAUCUAGACUGCCGUAUUUAGAUGAGAACGUCUUAGAAUAUGUUCAAAAAUUAAAACCAUGGGAAAGGUGUUAUCCAACAGAUAAAAUGCCAUCAGGCUUAGGAGAUAAAUUACUUUUACGUUUGGCAGCAUAUAAACUUGGUUUUCGAAAUACUGCUAAUUUUCCUAAGAGAGCUUUUCAGUUUGGAUCUCGAAUUGCUAACAGCAGAGAAAAUGCUAAAAGUAUAUCAGGUCGUUUGUGAAACAAUGAUAUUAUUUAAUAAAGAAUAAUACACAUACAU